AUGGAAACUCUCGACUGGUCGAAGCUCCCUCUGGAUAUCCUCAGAUCUCUGUUUGAGCUUUUGAGUUUUGUGGAUUUCCAUCGAGCUAAGAUGGUUUGUUCCAACUGGUAUCAUGUUUCGAAAGAAACAGUCCCCCGGAAAAGCUUAUCUCCAUACCUAAUCCUUUUUCCAGACGACACUACUGAUUGCUUGCAAUACAAGCCAUACGAAAAAGACAUAAUUUACACGAGAGCAGCUCCGAGUCGAUUGCUUGCAAGUUGCGGUAAAUGGUUGCUGAUGAUAGAUUCUCGAUCAAGAUUGUAUAUUAUAGAUGUGUUUAGUGGGAAUAAGAUUGAUCUUCCUCCAUUAGAGUCGCUCCUAUCAAACGACUAUGCUCUGAAAGAUAGAGGAGAUAAGGAGUUUGAAUGGGAAUCAAGUGACGGCUCUGUUUACAUAUUAUACGCCGAUGAAAUUAGGGGACGUUUGUGGGUAGACGAGAAGACAGAUGAGUUGGCUUUGGUUUGGUUCUUUGACUCCCCUCCUUGUUUUUUAGGGUUUUACAAGAAAGGCAAUGCUCAUUACGAUCUCAUUCCCAUUACUUAUGGUAUCCCCAAGGUGUUAACUGGAAUGCUCUCUCUGGUUCUUCGGGGUUACCGUCUAUACAUCUUGACGCUGCGUCGUUUCGUUCGAAUCAUAGAUUUUUCUAGGCAGCAUGGUUUCGAAGAAGUCAACACCGGCGGCACCGGGAGUGACCCAUCCCCAAAGUUUCCUCCUCCCGAAUGUAAUUGUUAUUUUAGCAUCGCUAUUACUACAGCAGGUGAGGUUUUGUUUGUCACAGAAACAAAAAUGGCCUUCCGUAUUUACAAGAUGGAUCCUAAUGCUGAACCAGAUGACAACAUGCCUGAUCUUCUUGACGUAGAUUCUCUUGGUGAUGAGGCUUUGCUUCUCGACUUGGGUAUUACCGUCCCUGCUAACCAUACCCUUAGUAUCAAACCAAACUCGGUAUAUUUCACUCAUCAUAACCUUAUUCGCUCCAACGCCAAUUGGAACAAACCCGACAAUUUCCUGCCACCUUAUGUUGUGGACAUCUGUGUGUUCAAUCUUUCAACCAAGACCCUCGAGCCUUUCCCUGCUCCCUCCAACAUGACUCUCAAGGAUGCUCGAUGGAUUUUCUCUUGA
Messenger RNA from Capsella rubella, 1158 nucleotides. RefSeq names its product F-box protein At2g14290. Gene Ontology annotation, molecular function: protein binding. The record is from RefSeq and is a predicted model, not a curated record. The coding region runs from base 1 to 1158 and encodes 385 amino acids. The transcript has a single exon. NCBI's taxonomy places the organism in Eukaryota, Viridiplantae, Streptophyta, Magnoliopsida, Brassicales, Brassicaceae.